AUGUCCUUCACCAAGCUUGCAGCCAUCGCUACCCUCGCCACCGUUGCGAGCGCGGCCCUCACCAAGCGCGUUACCUGCGCCGACGGCAACGUUACCGCUCACGCGGCGUGCUGCGUGCUCUUCCCCAUCCUCGACGACAUCCAGACCAACCUCUUUGACGGUGGCGAGUGCGGUGAAGAGGUACACGAGUCUCUCCGUCUUACAUUCCACGACGCGAUCGGCAUCUCCCGGGCCAACGCGUCCGUCGGUGGUGGCGCGGACGGAUCCUUCGUUAUCUUUGACACCAUUGAGACUAACUUCCACGCGAAUAUCGGUACGGACGAGAUCGUGGGCGAGCAGAAGCCCUUCAUCGCAAAGCACAAGACGAUCUCCACCGCCGACUUCAUCCAGUUUGCCGGCGCGGUCGGUGUUUCCAACUGUCCUGGUGCUCCUCGCCUUCAGUUCCUGCUCGGUCGCAAGGACGCUACGCACCCCGCUGCGGACUUGACUGUCCCGGAGCCAUUCGAUUCGGUCGACAAGAUCCUGGCCCGCUUCGAGGAUGCCGGAGGCUUCACUCCCGCUGAGGUCGUUGCGCUCCUCGCAUCCCACACCGUCGCUGCAGCCGACGAGAUUGACCCUACCAUCCCCGGCACUCCUUUCGACUCGACGCCGUUCACCUUCGACACGCAGUUCUUCGUCGAGACUCAGCUCAAAGGCACGCUGUUCCCUGGUAACGGCUCGAACCCCGGCGAGGUCCUGUCCCCUCUGCACGGCGAGAUUCGUCUCCAGUCCGACGGCGAGCUUGCGCGUGACCCGCGCACUGCCUGCCUCUGGCAAGCGAACGUCAACAACCAACAGCACAUGAUGUCCUCGUUCGCGGCUGCUAUGGCUAAGCUCACCGUUCUUGGUUCGAACCCGCGCGACCUCAUUGACUGCUCGGAUGUCAUCCCCGUCCCGAAGAAGUUCACCAAGGCCGCGACAUUCCCCGCUGGCUUCUCCAAGCGCGACGUCCAGCAGGCAUGCCAGGCUACUCCCUUCCCGACGCUCCGCACCGACCCCGGCCCCGUCACCUCGGUUGCCCCUGUUCCCCCCUCGUAA
Molecule: messenger RNA, 1077 nt
Organism: Peniophora sp. CBMAI 1063
Lineage: Eukaryota; Fungi; Basidiomycota; Agaricomycetes; Russulales; Peniophoraceae
Source: the annotation of a GenBank genome assembly